AUGGGGGCUAACGUGGAUACCGUCCACAUCUCCAUCCUUCCCCUCCCCAGGUAUCCCCCAGACGAGUCCCGUGAGGAGGCCAGUACGGUCCCUACCCUCCAGUCCCAGAGGCUGUAUGACAGCCAGGUGCAGACACCCGCCCCAGACCAGCUAGGGGAUGAGGCUGGAUCAGAAGGUCCCCCAUGUGAUCAGGUUCGACUGGAGUCUGGAGGCAGAACCCUUCAACGACCUGGUCUUUUGGCUGGAACCGUCAUGAGGGCCCAGAGAGAACCCUUCAACGACCUGGUCUUUGGCUGGAACCGUCAUGAGGUGGCCCAGGUAAACCAGCAGAUAUGUGAGAUAGAUAAACACAGGCUGUACCGUGAUCAGGUUCCGUCUGAGUCUGGAGUAGAACCCUUCAACGACCUGGUCUUUGGCUGGAACCGUCAUGAGGUGGCCCAGGUUGAAGGAGACCCUGUCGUGUUGAAAGCUGAUGGUUUCCCCCACCUAUCACCUGCUAACGUAGUAGACGACCACCUGAUGAAGGUCAGCCACGUCCUGAGAGGAUCAGAGUGGCUCAUCUCUACCUCCAAACACCUGCUGCUGUACAGGGCUCUGGGCUGGAAGCCCCCGGUGUUCGGACACCUUCCUCUCCUCCUCAACAGAGAUGGCAGUAAGCUCUCCAAGAGACAAGGAGAUAUCUACAUACAGAGUUUCCAGAGGAGUGGGGCCCUACCUGAAGCACUACUGGAUAUCACCACACACUGUGGAUCUGGCUUCAACAGUAAGAGGGGAGGGAGGGACCUGGACAAACUACCUAGGGAGUUUAACAAGUACACUACCUGUCUGUCUGACUCUGCCCUGCUAGACCUGGACAAACUACCUGAGUUUAACAAGAUCCACCUGCAGCAGCGUAUCGAUGACGCGGUGCAACGCGAUUGGCUGGUGAGGGAUCUGCAGGGGCGGAUCCAGGAAGUGUACGGGACACAAGUCCAGGAUCAGGAUGUUCUGCAACCAGAUUACAUCACACGGGUUCUACACCUGCGCAAGGGUCAUAUCUCCUCUGUGUCUGAUCUGGUGUCCUCAGAGUAUUCCUACCUUUGGGUUCGACCUUCUUUCUCUGACCAACAGAUGGCAGAACUCAGCUCAGAGACACAACACAUCGCUACUCUGGUCAUACGGUUGAUGGAAGGUCUGAAAGGAGGUGAGGAACUGACAGUCGACCAGCUCAGUGUAGAACUGAAGACUCUGGCUAAGAAGACCAGCAACACUAAAUACAGAGAUGUUAUGAAGAUUAUACGACUGGCCCUCAGCGGACUACAGGUAGGAGAGAGACUGUCCCUCAGCGGACUACAGGUAGGAGAGAGACUGUCCCUCAGCGGACUACAGGUAGGAGAGAGACUGGCCCUCAGCGGACUACAGGUAGGAGAGAGACUGGCCCUCAGCGGACUACAGGUAGGAGAGAGACUGGCCCUCAGCGGACUACAGGUAGGAGAGAGACUGUCCCUCAGCGGACUACAGGUAGGAGAGAGACUGGCCCUCAGCGGACUACAGGUAGGAGAGAGACUGGCCCUCGGACUACAGGUAGGAGAGAGACUGGCCCUCGGACUACAGGUAGGAGAGAGACUGGCCCUCGGACUACAGGUAGGAGAGAGACUGGCCCUCAGACUACAGGUAGGAGAGAGACUGGCCCUCAGCGGACUACAGGUAGGAGAGAGACUGGCCCUCAGCGUACUACAGGUAGGAGAGAGACUGGCCCUCAGCGGACUACAGGUAGGAGAGAGACUGGCCCUCAGCGGACUACAGGUAGGAGAGAGACUGGCCCUCGGACUACAGGUAGGAGAGAGACUGGCCCUCGGACUACAGGUAGGAGAGAGACUGGCCCUCAGACUACAGGUAGGAGAGAGACUGGCCCUCAGCGGACUACAGGUAGGAGAGAGACUGGCCCUCAGCGGACUACAGGUAGGAGAGAGACUGGCCCUCGGACUACAGGUAGGAGAGAGACUGGCCCUCGGACUACAGGUAGGAGAGAGACUGGCCCUCAGACUACAGGUAGGAGAGAGACUGGCCCUCAGACUACAGGUAGCAGAGAGAGAAAGGGGGAAGGGAGAGAGACUGGCCCUCAGACUACAGGUAGGAGAGAGACUGGCCCUCAGACUACAGGUAGGAGAGAGACUGGCCCUCAGACUACAGGUAGGAGAGAGACUGGCCCUCAGACUACAGGUAGCAGAGAGAGAAAGGGGGAAGGGAGAGAGACUGGCCCUCAGACUACAGGUAGGAGAGAGACUGGCCCUCAGACUACAGGUAGGAGAGAGACUGGCCCUCAGACUACAGGUAGGAGAGAGACUGGCCCUCAGACGACUACAGGUAGGAGAGAGACUGGCCCUCAGACGACUACAGGUAGGAGAGAGACUGGCCCUCAGACUACAGGUAGGAGAGAGACUGGCCCUCAGACUACAGGUAGGAGAGAGACUGGCCCUCAGACGACUACAGGUAGGAGAGAGACUGGCCCUCAGACGACUACAGGUAGGAGAGAGACUGGCCCUCAGACGACUACAGGUAGGAGAGAGACUGGCCCUCAGACUACAGGUAGGAGAGAGACUGGCCCUCAGACUACAGGUAGGAGAGAGGGAGGCGGAACAGAGACAGACGGCGAAUAAGAAAGCACCACAAUGACAGUGUGGAUAAAAAAACAGAAGUUGUGUUUGAUUGCUGUCCUGUCAAAUGAUUGCAACAUGAUUGUCACAGCUCUUAAAAAGGAUGUUUCUUCCUCAUCCAUCUGUCUCUCGCUCUCUCUCUCUCUCUCUCUCUCUGUCUCUCUCUGUCUCUCUCUGUCUCUCUCUGUCUCUCUCUGUCUCUCUCUCGCUGUCUCUCUCUGUCUCUCUCUCGCUGUCUCUCGCUGUCUCUCGCUGUCUCUCGCUGUCUCUCUCUGUCUCUCUCUGUCUCUCUGUCUCUCGCUGUCUCUCGCUGUCUCUCGCUGUCUCUCUCUCUCUCUCUCUCGCUGUCUCUCGCUGUCUCUCGCUGUCUCUCUCUCUGUCUCUCUCUCUGUCUCUCUCUCUGUCUCUCUCUCUGUCUCUCGCUGUCUCUCUCUCUCUGCAGCAAGGCCCCAGUGUAGCGGAGAUGAUGGUAUCGUUGGGGCCCAGUGAGAUCACACAUCGCUUCAACAGAGUUCUACAGCAGCACUGAACAUUGUGAUGAGUCCCAAAGGGCACCCUAUUACCCAUACAGUGCACUACUGUUGUCCAGGGUCCUAUAGUGCACUACUGUUGUCCAGGACCCUAUAGUGCACUACUGUUGUCCAGGGCCCUAUAGUGCACUACUGUUGUCCAGGACCCUAUAGUGCACUACUGUUGUCCAGGACCCUAUAGUGCACUACUGUUGUCCAGGGCCCUAUAGUGCACUACUGUUGUCCAGGACCCUAUAGUGCACUACUGUUGUCCAGGACCCUAUAGUGCACUACUGUUGUCCAGGGCCCUAUAGUGCACUACUGUUGUCCAGGGCCCUAUAGUGCACUACUGUUGUCCAGGGCCCUAUAGUGCACUACUGUUGUCCAGGACCCUAUAGUGCACUACUGUUGUCCAGGGCCCUAUAGUGCACUACUGUUGUCCAGGACCCUAUAGUGCACUACUGUUGUCCAGGACCCUAUAGUGCACUACUGUUGUCCAGGGCCCUAUAGUGCACUACUGUUGUCCAGGGCCCUAUAGUGCACUACUGUUGUCCAGGGCCCUAUAGUACACUACUGUUGUCCAGGGCCCUAUAGUGCACUACUGUUGUCCAGGGCCCUAUAGUGCACUACUGUUGUCCAGGACCCUAUAGUGCACUACUGUUGUCCAGGACCCUAUAGUGCACUACUGUUGUCCAGGACUCUAUAGUGCACUACUGUUGUCCAGGGCCCUAUAGUGCACUACUGUUGUCCAGGACCCUAUAGUGCAUUAUUAUCCGUAUGAGUCCCAAAGGGCACCCUAUUCCCUCUCGCAGCAACACCUGAAGACAAGGUUGUAAUCAUUUGUUACCAAUCAAGAGAGAAAACAGACUGAAACCGGGAGGGGCUGCUUGAACUUGUCCAAUAAUAAAAACGUUAAUUUUCGUAUUCCGCCACAAAACGUUUUGCUACUUUGUGCCCUAAUGAAUAUGACCCUGGUUCAUUAUUCUAUCUGGUUAUCUGGUUCUAACACAGCAACACUGAGGACUGGUUAUCUGGUUCUAACACAGCAACACUGAGGACUGGUUAUAAUAUAUAAUAUAAUAAUAUAUGCCAUUUAGCUGACGCUUUUAUCCAAAGCGACUUACAGUCAUGUGUGCAUACAUUCUACGUAUGGGUGGUCCCGGGAAUCGAACCCACUACCCUGGCGUUACAAGCGCCAUGCUCUACCAACUGAGCCACAGAAGGACCACGAACCAGGAUCUGGUUCUAACACAGCAACACUGAGGACUGGUUAUCUGGUUCUAACACAGCAACACUGAGGACGGGGUUAUCUGGUUCUAACACAGCAACACUGAGGACUGGUUAUCUGGUUCUAACACAGCAACACUGAGGACUGGUUAUCUGGUUCUAACACAGCAACACGGAGGACUGGUUAUCUGGUUCUAACACAGCAACACUGAGGACUGGUUAUCUGGUUCUAACACAGCAACACUGAGGACUGGUUAUCUGGUUCUAACACAGCAACACUGAGGACUGGUUAUCUGGUUCUAACACAGCAACACUGAGGACUGGGUUAUCUGGUUCUAACACAGCAACACUGAGGACUGGUUAUCUGGUUCUAACACAGCAACACUGAGGACUGGUUAUCUGGUUCUAACACAGCAACACUGAGGACUGGUUAUCUGGUUCUAACACAGCAACACUGAGGACUGGUUAUCUGGUUCUAACAAUAUUCCUGGACUGCAUAUGAUCUCAAUCACACUGGACUUGUAAAGGACAUUCAGUCAAGUUGAACUGGAAAUGUUUGCAAUAAAACAGUUUCUACUAAUGA
This is a messenger RNA of Oncorhynchus keta (chum salmon), 4955 nucleotides long. RefSeq lists its product as uncharacterized. The record is from RefSeq and is a predicted model, not a curated record. The coding region runs from base 1 to 2655 and encodes 884 amino acids. Lineage: Eukaryota; Metazoa; Chordata; Actinopteri; Salmoniformes; Salmonidae. Gene Ontology annotation, biological process: glutamyl-tRNA aminoacylation. The transcript has 18 exons. Gene Ontology annotation, molecular function: tRNA binding; glutamate-tRNA ligase activity; ATP binding.